Strongylus vulgaris is the source of this 962-nucleotide messenger RNA. Lineage: Eukaryota; Metazoa; Nematoda; Chromadorea; Rhabditida; Strongylidae. The record is from the annotation of a GenBank genome assembly.
UGGGAGUCAGUUGGCAAGAAAGAGAAAUGCAAAAUUCUUCUUCUAAUACUCAACAUAAGAAUUUGGAGUCUCCAUUAGCACACCAUGCCAAUCCUUCAUUCUCGAGGAAAGCAGUUAGUCAGGACGCUAACGCUCAGAGAGAAGUUGAAAGAGGUAGAGAAGUGUUACGUGCAACAUCAUCGCUAAGUUUGCUUCAGCAAACUCAAUCACCACUUAAGCAAAUUGUCGUCAGUCAAGAGCAAAAGCAAUCCGAACAACCUAGCAAAAUCAAUUACAAUGAGAACGUAAGGCACCUGUCCUCUACAACAAUACAAACUUUAACCACUAAACCAGAUAAUGUUCAAAAUCCAUCUACGGUGAGGCACAGAACAUCAGAAAAGCGCAUUCCUUAUACCAAUGGUUCGCCGCAUUCCACACCUCAAAGUGAGUAUCCAAGAAGGCACAUUGAGAAUAAUCACAUGCUUGUGAUUCCACCUAAAACAUCACAAUCACGAGUUGAGGAUGACAUUGUCAAGACGAAAGCGGAGUGGAACAGGGCUAGCGCAGCUAAAGAAGAUAGCAGAACCAUUCAGAAGCAGACUACAGCGACUACAACAGCGGAAGGGCCGGUGAGGGAAGAGUUUCCCGCUGGACUUGACCGAAGUCAAUUCAUCUACUACAAUGGUGACUACUACGCUCCGACUAUCCCAGGAAUUCGCAUAUCCAAACCUGACGGAAAAUCUUCAAAUCCAAAUUACCCUUUGAUUGAGGGACCACCAGAAGAAAUGUUUCGCGAAUUUCGAAAACACUCAAAAGAGUUCCAGAAAGUUAUUCCAUUAGUGAAUGGAGCUAGAUCUGCUGCAGAAGGCCAGUCAAGAAGCGCGGAAAGGCCUGAACUAGAUAUCAUGGAUAAGGCGAUUUAUAUGAAACAGGAUGGAACUAUAAUUAACGCGCCUCCUGUGCGCAUUCCCGACAAGAGAACA